Clunio marinus is the source of this 519-nucleotide messenger RNA. Lineage: Eukaryota; Metazoa; Arthropoda; Insecta; Diptera; Chironomidae. The record is from the annotation of a GenBank genome assembly.
AUGAGUCUUGAGUUUGUUAAAGUUCUGCUUGUGUUUUUGUUUGGGUUAAGUAGUGCUGAAAAUUCGAAUGUGAUUCAGCCUUUCAUUGUUAAUGGCACGGAUACUCGAAUUGAGGAUUUUCCAUCUAUGGUCUCCAUUCGACUGAAAGGCGAUCAUUUAUGCGGUGGAACGAUUUUGAACGAUGAGUGGAUCCUUACGGCUGCACAUUGCCUUUAUGGAAUGCCUUCAGAUUUUUCAGUUCAAUAUGCAACAACAGUUAUUUCACAAAUCGGCAUGAACGUAGCGUUUGCUGAGAAACUCGUAAGGCAUGAAAACUACAGACCAUCGAUCCAUAAGAAUGACAUUGGAUUAUUAAAACUUAGAACCCCACUCAACAUAACAACGUUUAGGAAGAACUAUCGGGCGACAUUAGCCAUGAUAAGGUCGCAUUAUAGUACGGGAAGUCGAGCAGUAUUAGUCGGUUGGGGUGCAAAUUCGGUAAAUUCAAUAUUUGAUGAUAUCGUUUCUGAAAGUCAUUAA